Messenger RNA from Chaetomium fimeti, 2293 nucleotides. RefSeq names its product major facilitator superfamily transporter. Gene Ontology annotation, molecular function: transmembrane transporter activity. Gene Ontology annotation, cellular component: plasma membrane. The transcript is spliced from 6 exons. NCBI's taxonomy places the organism in Eukaryota, Fungi, Ascomycota, Sordariomycetes, Sordariales, Chaetomiaceae. The coding region runs from base 265 to 2079 and encodes 604 amino acids. Gene Ontology annotation, biological process: transmembrane transport. The record is from RefSeq and is a predicted model, not a curated record.
GCUGCCUCUUCCGAGUGCGAGUCAAUUCCAUCGACCCGGGUCAUCCGCCGAUAAUUCGUAUGCAGUUGUGAGUGCUUCGGGUUCAAUGGGGAUUCCGUUAUGAGGAAGACUCUUAUAUCCGGCCGUCACCGUCCAUCUCGAGGAGGAGGAGGAUAGAACUGACGACGACAAUUGUCUCGCUCCCGGAUUGCUUCUCACACAUAUUCACGACUGCCUUAUUCCGGACCGAGCUUCGAUCUCGUUGUUGCUGUAGCAUCAAUCAGCAUGGGAGAGGACAUCCCAUCGCGGGACCCGCCCCCUGAAGCGGUGGACAAGCCCAGCGACGAAAAACAACCCCGUGAACCGAUACAAACACCCGUCAUCCAACCCGAAGAGCCCCAACCCGGCGCCCUUACAGACAGCACCACCACCACCGACGAAAAACAUCUCGGACCACAAUCCAUCCCCAGGCUCCGUUUCAUCGCCCUAGCAGCAGGCGUCUCCCUCGGCCUCUUCCUCUCCAUGAUCGACUCCUCCAUCGUCGCCACCUCGCUCUUCACCAUCGCCGCCGAGUUCGGCGACGUCGACGCCAUCAACUGGGUCGCCCUCGCCUACACGCUGACCUACCUCAGCUGCGCCGUGCUCUUCGCCCGCGUCUCCGACGUGCUCGGCCGCCGCGCCGCCUUCGCCGCCGCCUAUGUCGUGUUUAUCGUGUUUUCGAUUGCGUGUGGGUUUGCGACGGGGAUGGGGCAGUUGAUUGCUUUUAGGGCGUUGCAGGGCGUGGGGGGGAGUGGGCUGUACAGUGUGUCAAUGAUCAUUCUCCCUGAAGUGACGCCGGACCGGGCAAAAAAGCACAUCGCGGCGCUCGUGGGGUGUGUGUUGGCGACGUCGGGGGUGUUGGGCCCGGUUCUGGGCGGCGUCCUAACCCAGUACACGAGUUGGCGAUGGGUGUUUUGGAUCAACGGCCCCAUCGGCGGCGUUUCCCUUUUGGUUUUCCUCCUCGCCUGGCCAAAGAAGGAACACCUCCCCUCUCUAGAACGACGUGCCUGGAAAGACGUCGAUUUCGUCGGCGCCUUUUUACUAAUCGCAUCCGCCACCCUAAUAGUCUUCCCCUUCCAACACGCAUCCACCUCGCCCACCUGGACCUCGGCCGUCUUCCUCGCCCCGCUCCUCACCGGCCUCCUCUCCCUCGCCGCCCUCUUCGCCUGGCAAGCCCUCCUCACCUCCCGCCAAAAGAAAACCAACCCCAACAACCCGAACCGGCAAACCGCCUUCGCCCUGCCCCCCGCCCUCCUCCGCAACCGCGUCUACGCCGCCGCCGCCGUCCACACCCUCCUGACCGGCUUCCCCUACCUGCUCUGCAUCUAUGCCUUCCCCGUGCGCUUCCAGGCCGUCUAUGGCGCGUCCCCGCUGCGCGCCGGCCUGCUGCUGCUGCCCAUGCUGGUGGCGUCGGCGUCGGGCACGGUGAUCACGGGCGCGGUGAACGGGAAUCCGGGCAGGAAGCAAAGGUUUUUUGAGACGUUGAUGGCCGCGUGUGCGUUGAUGUUGUUGGGGUGUGGGUUGGAGGUUAUGGCGGAGCCGGUGGGGGCGGUCGAGGCGAGGGUGUUGGGGUUUUUGGUGUUUGUUGGGUUGGGGUUUGGGUUGUCGGCCGCGGGGGCGACCAUGUUGACGAGCGCGGAGGCGCCGGUUUGGGAGCAUGCAUCCGCACAGGGCAUCGUGGCACAGGUCCGCAUCUUUGGCGGGAGUAUCGGGAUCGCGGCGUCGUCGGCCAUCUUGGGGGCCAAGACUAGGGGCGAGCUGGCCGGCGGGGAGCUGCCGCCCGAGGCGCUGGCGCAUCUGGCGUCAGACCCGUCGGCCUUGUCGCCGGAGCAGUGGGGGUCUAUCAGGCGGGCGUACACGGAUGCGCUGCGGGAGGACAUGAUUGUGUGCUGCGCGGUGCUGGCUGCCGCGAUGGUGGUCACGCUGGGGAUUUACCGACGAAACAGGGUGUCGUUGCAGGAGAUGAUGAAGCAGCGGUACCGUGAGGAGGGUGAGAGACGGCGAGCAGCAAAGGGUGGGAGUGGGCAGCAGCCGGAUGGUUCCCGUGACGCAGCAGUGUAGACGAUUUUGGGCGUAAGAAGGACUUUGGGAGGGCUUUGGGUACGUAUGGCAUGAUACCUGCCACGAUUUGAAUAACGGCAACGGCGUUGGAUAUACCUAAUCCCUGUGGCUGGAUGAGCCCGUCUAGCUUCUUGUUGUCGGCGUUUAUAGAGGCGGUGGUUGAAAAGGGGGUAAUUCAGGGGUAAUCUCGGGGUAUUUGGUGUAAGCAACCAGU